Molecule: messenger RNA, 1201 nt
Organism: Chenopodium quinoa (quinoa)
Lineage: Eukaryota; Viridiplantae; Streptophyta; Magnoliopsida; Caryophyllales; Amaranthaceae
Product: folate transporter 1, chloroplastic-like
Exons: 11
Coding region: 240-1160 (306 amino acids)
Biological process (GO): folate import into mitochondrion; nucleotide transport
Molecular function (GO): FAD transmembrane transporter activity; folic acid transmembrane transporter activity
Source: RefSeq, a predicted model, not a curated record
GCUUGAAACAAACACCCCUUAGAUGGUUAAAUUUUCCGUUUUCAUCCUCUCCUAUUAUUAUUGCGGGAGAUCGAACACGAAGUCCUUCCUGCUUAGCGCAAAAGUUCCAUUACUCCCUAUUCUUAAAUCCAGUUGAACAACAUUAGUAAGGUGGAGAGACAAAGCGAGUACGGAAGUGAAAAGAAGACUUACAAAUCCUCUCAAGAAGCUCGCCGGAUAAUCAGUUUCCGGCGGCGUUAAUGGCGGUGAAAUGGGAGUGGGAGAAUGCUACCGCCGGAGCCGUCGCUGGCUUCGCCACUGUGGCAAUCAUGCACCCCCUUGACGUCGUUCGCACCCGCUUUCAAGUGAAUGAUGGACGAAUAUCGAAUCUCCCAAGCUACAAGAACACUCCCAAUGCUAUCUUUACCAUCGCCCGUUCUGAGGGUUUGAGGGGGCUUUAUGCUGGCUUCACCCCAGCUGUUAUAGGAUCAUCUAUUUCAUGGGGGCUAUUUUUCUUCUUCUAUAGCAGAGCUAAAAAAAGGUAUUCUGGUGAUGAGGAGGAUAAGCUGAGUCCUGGACACCAUUUGGCGGCAGCUGCAGAGGCUGGUGCUCUGGUAUCAUUUUUCACAAAUCCUGUUUGGGUCAUUAAAACAAGAUUACAACUACAGAAUCCUCUUCAUCAAACCCGUCAAUAUUCUGGUGUUUAUGAUGCUCUGCGAACCAUAACAAAAGAGGAAGGGUGGACUGCACUCUAUAGAGGAAUUUGGCCAAGUCUUUUGCUGCAGGUCUCUCAUGGUGCCAUACAGUUCACUGCGUAUGAAGAAUUGCGUAAACUUCUUGUUGAUUUUAAGUCAGAAAAAGCCAAAACUAAAGAUGUUGAAGUGCUGAACUCCCUAGACUAUACCUUUUUGGGAGCUUCUUCUAAAGUUGCAGCCAUUCUCUUUACAUAUCCAGUUCAGGUCAUUCGAUCAAGAUUACAGCAAAGGCCAAAUCAAGAUGGCGUUCCUAGAUAUGCAGAUAGCUUUCAUGUGAUCAAAGAAACUGCACGGUUUGAAGGUCUUCGUGGUUUCUACAAAGGUAUUACAGCUAACUUAUUGAAGAAUGUACCUGCAUCUGCUGUAACUUUUGUUGUAUAUGAGAAUGUUCUAAAGGUGUUCAAUUUGACUAGAAAGAAAGAUUAAUUCUAUAUUCUUUCAUCUAUUUUUUCUUGAACUCUCUUCUA